UUUCUCCUUUUCCUUUGGCUGUUUGUUGGUUUUUGUACGGACACCUAACUUCUAAGAUGGCUGUGCCCACUGUGUCGUUUCCCAAUCUUCGUGCAAAGUGGGUUACUUUUCCCCCCAGCCCGCUGAGGCGGACGUAUCCUACCCCGUUUCCCUUGUGUGGGCUCGAGUUUCUGAAAAUACGUGCAGUUUGCGGCGCAGGGUUUAAGUGGGGGUACUUUGGAUGGCUUUUAUCCGUUCCGUGCCUUCCAUGGCUACUUGGACCAAAACUGCCACUUCGCUUUCUGUACGGAGAGUCCUGAAAGGUGGCGGCCCCGGGAUCCGUGGCGAGAUGGGCGCAGACAUUAUCUCCGUGCCUGCUCCGUACAAACGCUGCGUGGUCCUCGUCGGCCGCCGUAGUCCGGCGCGGAGGCUGGGCGAAGGCGCAACAGUACAGGAAUUCACGGAAGUGCGGAUUCUAGGAGUUCCUCAAGUCCAAGGCCUCGUUUGCCAAUCACCUUUGGCUUUCCACAUCUUCUCUCGACCCCGUAGAAAUGAAAGCGUUGUUGGAGAUCGAGGAUUAAGCACACGUAAAGUGCUCACAGGUCGUGGUUCCUGGAGCAAGAUACAUCAUGUGAUGUGAGAAGGUUUCACGACCUAGAUAUCAUCAUUUGUGGGGACAUCACUGCCUGGAGACUAAGAUUUCUAACCAGAAAUUUAGGGCAGUUCAAGAAGAGGCUCAGGAGACAUCCUAGCUUUGGCUGUUUCCCAAUAACAGAUGAAAAUGAUCAAGGACCAGGGAUUGCUGACACUGGAGGAUGUGGCCGUGGACUUCACGUGGGAGGAGUGGCAGCUCCUGGCCCCUGCUCAGAAGGACCUGUACCGGGACGUGAUGCUGGAGAACUAUAGCAACCUGCUGUCCGUUGGGUAUCAAGCCAGCAAGCCGGAUGCUCUCUCCAGAUUGGAACGAGGAGAAUCGUGGCCAGUAGAAGAUGAAAUCCACAGUCGAAUCUGUCCAGAAAUGAGGAAAGAUGACUGUCUUCUGCAGGAGGACUUGCAAAAUCAAAGAUGUCCAAAAAGAAUGGAACAAUGUCACGAACAUAAUGCACUUGGAAACAUUGUUCAUCAGAGCAAAAGUAACUUUCCUUUAAGGCAAAAUCAUGAUAUGUUGGACUUUCAUGGGAAAACACUGAAAUCAAAUUUAAGUUUAGUCAACCAGAACAGAAGCUAUGGAGUAAAGAACCCUCUUGGAGAUGGGGAAUCCUUCCUCCAUGCAAAGCAUGAGCAAUUUCAUAGUGAAAUGAAAUUUACUGAAUGUGGAAGUUCUAUGAACACAAAUUCACAGUUCAUUAAGCAUCUAGGAACUCAGAAGAUAAAUAAACCCCACUUAUGCACUGAAUGUGGGAAAGCUUUCAUCAAGAAGUCCCGCCUCAUCGAUCAUCAGAGAGUGCACACAGGAGAAAAACCUCAUGGAUGCAGUAUAUGUGGGAAAGCCUUCUCCAGAAAGUCCAGGCUCACUGAACACCAAAAAACCCAUAUAGGAGAGAAACGGUAUACAUGCACUGAAUGUGACAAAGCCUUCCCCAAGAAAUCACGGCUGCUUAUUCAUCAGAAAACUCAUACAGGAGAAAAACCCUACGUAUGUGAGGAAUGUGGAAAAGGCUUCAUCAAGAAGUCUCGGCUCAUUAAUCAUCAGAGAGUUCAUACAGGAGAGAAACCUCAUGGGUGCAGUCUAUGUGACAAAGCAUUCUCCAGGAAGUCCCGGCUCAUUGAACAUCAGAGAACUCAUACAGGAGAAAAACCAUAUGAAUGCACUGAAUGUGACAAAGCCUUCCGCUGGAAAUCACAGCUUAAUGCACACCAGAAAACUCAUACAGGAGAGAAAUCAUAUAUAUGCAGUGAUUGUGGAAAAGGCUUCAUUCAGAAGGGCAAUCUCAUUGUACAUCAGCGAACUCACACUGGAGAGAAACCCUAUAUGUGCAAUGAAUGUGGAAAAGGCUUCAUCCAGAAGGGCAAUCUCCUCAUACAUCAACGAACUCACACUGGAGAGAAACCCUAUGUAUGCACUGAAUGUGGAAAAGGCUUCAGCCAGAAAACAUGCCUCAUCUCACAUCAGAGAUUUCACACUGGAAAGACUCCCUUUGUAUGUACCGAAUGUGGAAAAUCGUGUUCACACAAGUCUGGCCUCAUUAACCAUCAGAGAAUUCACACAGGAGAGAAACCCUACGCAUGCAGUGACUGUGGGAAAGCCUUCAGGGAUAAGUCGUGCCUCAAUAGACAUCGGAGAACUCAUACAGGAGAGAGACCCUAUGGAUGCACUGACUGUGGGAAAACCUUCUCCCACUUGUCAUGCCUCGUGUACCACAAAGGGAUGCUGCAUGCAAGAGAGAAACGUGGAGAUUCAGUCAAGUUGGAAAAUUCUUUCUCAGAGAGUCCCAGCUCCUCACGUUCGAGUGAUAUUGUACAGGGGAAAAACCCUGUUAAUGUGGUGAGCGUGCACACACCUUCUGUGGCAGCUGAGACUCCAUUCCACAGUGAUGGGUUCCUAGCAGAUAGGAAUGUAGUAGCCCUUGUGGGACAGCCAGGUGCCACAGGUGCAGUGUCAGCAGAUAAUAGCAUUUGCACAGAAGAAAAACCUAAUGAAUGCAGUGAGUGUGGUAGCACCUUCAGUGAUCAAUUAUGUCAUAUUUUACAUCACAGAAAACACACAGAAAUAAACUGUGAUACAGUGAAGGUGGAAAACCCUUGAAUAAAACCUUCUAGAUCAUCCUGUGGCUGGCGAGUGUAUACUGAGACAAACAGUAUAAACACAGAGACUGGGAAAGCCUUUUGUGGAAAGAUAGACCCUAUCAGGGCUUCAUAAGUCACAUACUGUCAGUGAGGACAUAGUUGGUAGAAAUGUAAUGACCAUGGAAAAAUCCUUCCCCAGAAAUAAGACUUCAAUUGGUAUCAGAGAGUUUACACAGGAGAGAAAUUGUUGGACCUCUGAAGGCAGUAACUGUGGCAGAGUUGUCAGUGGUACAUUCUGCCUCAUUGGUUGGCAGGGGAAAUCAUAUAGAAAUAAAAUUCUGAGCACACCAACUAUGAAAUGUCUUUGGCAAAAUAUCAGAAAAUUCAUGAAGCAAAUAAGCCCUGUGAAAGUGAAUCUUUUAGAGAUUUCUCUCACAAUCCUAACAUAAUCAUAUAUAAGAUUAUAUACAUAGUGUACAUUUUAGGACAGUAUACCUUGAAUCAAAUGCCUAAUUGAUACAUCAGUAACGCUUUAAAUCAAAGGAGGGUGACUGUGUUGCACAUAAUUGAUUAAAGUUAUAAUGCAGUUCACCCCCCUCAUUUGGGGGACAUGGGUCUUCUUUUCCCACCCAGGAUCAUUAUAUGGUUAACUCUUGGAUUUUUUCAGUUCUAAAUUUAUUCAGUUUGUUAUUUCAGUCUACCAAAAGUCCUUCAGAAGGAAACUGAAUACAUUUAAUCUGAUAAUGUAAUAUAACAUGUUUGGAUAUGCUUAACUUUAUAAAUCUCACCUGGAGGAACAAAGCUCAAAAUUCAUGAAUAACCUAUUAGCCAAGCUCUUGCCCUAGAAGAUAGUUCCCAUCCUGUACACACACCACUCAGAAAAACUUUAACAACUGUUUCCUUGACCUGGUCCUGUCCUAGGACCUAUAGAUGAUGUCAGUGAUGAACUUAACAGAAAGUCCUUGCCGCCUUUGAGCUGGAAAUUUUUUUAAAGCUAGGUUUCAUGUCUAUAGCAAUUUUACCCUCUGGCAAAGAUAAUCAAAGGAUGUGUAUACCUACAUUUGUUGAAAAGGACAUAUAGUAUAAGGAAAAAAGUAUCCUGAUAAUUUCCUGUUUAAGGGACAUAUCAGAGGGGGAAAGGGAAAGGAUUUACUUAAUUUUACAUAGAAAAAGGUAUGGAUACUUUUUAAAAAUUUUCACAUCCACCUAGAUUAUAAAUUCCUUGACAGUAUAUAGAUAAUUGUAUAUUCCCCAGCACAUAGCAAAAUAGGAAAUGAAUUAUACGUAGAUUUGAAAAAUGAAGGCAAAUGAAUGACCUCAUGGACUAACUAAUCAAAUUUAUUUUUGUCACUGAAGGAAAGGAGCUACUGGCAAGCAAUUCUCAGGCUCAGUAUUAUUCCAAGAAACAUUUGUUUCUUGAAUAGAGGCUCCUGUCAGACUAUAAAAAGGGCAGAUCAAAGAAGGACUAGGAUCCACGGAAUAAGCCCAAUUAAUGGAAGAAAAUAACAUCACUAAAAAUGGAGGACUGGAGAGUUCCCUGGUGGUCCCAGUGUUUAGGAAUUGGCAGUUUCAACUGUGGUGGCCCAGGUUUGACCCCUGGUCGGGGAACUAAGUCCCACAAGCCAUGCAGCAUGGCCAAAAAAUAAAAUUAAUUAAAAUGGAGGUUGGUACAUGAGACAGGUGAUGGUGAGAUCCCUUUGACUGUUUUGGAGAACAAACCUUACAUUUGUCCACAGGCUUAUCACCUUUUAGAGUUGCCGCCAUUUCAAAGAUCUAAGCUCCUCUGUAGCUCAACGAAUUGAGACGUGAUUUAGCCUCAUCAUUCAUUCUCUCCUGGGACUGGGGCCCUUGUCCUCUAUUUCUAUUCCUAGGGUUCUUUCCCUUGAUCCAAUAAUGAUGUAUACAGCUUAAAAACAGUUCUGCUUACAAGGAAGAAAAAAAAAAAGUGGAAAUUUGCCAUGGAGUGGCUGUCCCAUAAUUGAAUUUCCAAACUCUGGGUGUGUGAGUAACUCACUACAACAAAUAUAUUUCUGAGCAUUGGCACUGUUGUAGACACAGGGUAUGCUGGUGAACAAAACAUGCAAAGUAGUGGCCUUUUCACAGGAUGGAUUCAGGACAGAUGCUCCUCAGUAAAGCAUCAGAAAUGGAUUCUUCCUCAACUCGGAGUGCAGCUCCCUUCCACUUCUUGUGAAUUGCACGUCCUAUCAUGGCAGUCACGGCGUCUUUCCCAGUGAAAUCGUCCGUCUGGUUUCCCGAAUGGGCUGCCCAAGCCUGCCCUGAGGACCAGGUGCUGAACUCACCUUUCAGAGGUUGGCAUUCCAGUUUUUUGAGAAAUCUCCAUACUGUUUUCCACAGUGGAUGAACCAAUUUGUUUGUGUUUCUAUCUUUGUGGAAGAAAGUGGUUUCAUGUACCACAGUGUUUUAAGGGAUGAUUUCAGAAGUUCAGGUUUUGUGUCUGUGACUACGUGGCCAUCCUCCAAGGGAGCUCUGGGUAGUAAACUCCUUUAAGGAAGUAACAAGGAGAGGAAUCCCCGACAUAUGACGACAUGGCUAUGAAGUUCACGUGGGAGGAGUGGCAGCUCCUGGACCCCAAUCAGAAGGACCCGUACCCAGAUGUGAUGCUGGAGAACCAUAGCAACCUGGUGUCUUGUGGGGUGUCAAGCCUGCAGACCAGAUGCAUCCUCCAAGUUGGAACGAGGGAAAGAACCGUGGCCAAUAGAAGAUGAAAACCGCAGUUGAACCUGUUCAGCAUCUCUGCCUAUUUCUUCCACCUGCCUUGCUACAAGAUUCUACCUUCCUGCUCUUACUCCAGAGAUCUUUGAAGGGACCUCCCUGGUGGCGCAGUGGUUAAGAAUUCUCCUGCCAGUGCAGGGGACACGGGUUCGAGCCCUGGUCCAGGAAGAUCCCACAUGCCACAAAGCAACUAAGCCCAUGUGCCACAACUGCUGAGCCCACGGCCACAACUACUGAAGCCCGUGCACCGAGAGCCCGUGCUCAACAACAAGAGAAAGCACCAAAAUGAAAGGCCUGUGCACCGCAAUGAAGAGUAGCCCCUGCUCGCCGCAACUAGAGAAAGCCUGCACACAGCAAUGAAGACCCACUGCAGCCAAAAAUAAAUAAAUUUAUUUUUUUAAAAAAA
Molecule: messenger RNA, 5845 nt
Organism: Lagenorhynchus albirostris (white-beaked dolphin)
Lineage: Eukaryota; Metazoa; Chordata; Mammalia; Artiodactyla; Delphinidae
Gene: ZNF613
Product: zinc finger protein 613
Exons: 10
Coding region: 755-2725 (656 amino acids)
Biological process (GO): negative regulation of transcription by RNA polymerase II
Molecular function (GO): DNA-binding transcription repressor activity, RNA polymerase II-specific
Source: RefSeq, a predicted model, not a curated record